AUGGACGGUGUUCGUGCUCCAAACCAGAUGGCGUCCAUGGGCCAUGGAGGCCCGCAGACGCAAAGCCGACCCCAUGGUCACGACCUGCGCAUCCCGACUGUCGAUGAGGCGCUCCCAUACACUCCCUUCUCGUCCAUCGUCCCCUUCAAUCCAAGUAAGUGGUUCACCUCUCAGAACGCUACAACGGGCUAUGACCUCACCACGUGAGGCUUGCUGCCUUCUCGUGACACCUUGACUAACUAACAUGUCUUCUAAAGACAUUAUCACACCACCACUAGCACUACCAAACACAACGCCAACAGCAUUCGAAAAGUCUGAAGAGAUCCAUGCCGCACGUCGCGAACUCGAACGACUCAGUGCUGGAGCGCAAAACGCCGAAGCAGCGUCCAAACGAUGCCAGCAAACCCUUAGCGACGUCCGACGGCUCCUUGAAGGCGAUGGCUUGAUGCAGUUCAAGUUCAAAAAGACCAAACGCACACUCUCAAACAACGCGAGCGCUGUUGCGAAAGAGCCGGCGUUGAGCAACUUCGCGAAGAUGGUUUACGACACGACGAGUGUGCAAUACCGAUACCUCACUCCUGAGUCGCAGGAAGGACACGAUGACGAAGACACGAUACAAGUCUCGCCGAGGAAGGUUAAAAUCGCACAACCUCAACAAGCUCCACCUGUCAAGGCUGCUGCGAAGACGCAAACUCCCGCGAAAGCCCAGCGUGCAGAAUCGCAAAUGUCUGAACCCCAUCGAACUGCCUAUGUGCAAAUACCAAGAAUGGUUUCGACACCGCAGAACGGUCAGCAAAGUACACCUCUCCAGAACCUCUCGCAGCAGCAGGCACAGCCAAAUUCGUCCCAAGGCUCGCAGAAGCUCUACGUGCAGCCGAUCGCGUUGACGCCUGCUCAAGCCGCGGAGUACAAGAGGGUGCCAGAGCCUGACUCCGCGCCUUCUCGAAAUCAGAAUGUCUAUCUCACCAAUCGAGCGAUCAGCCCGACUCAGCGGGCGAAGAGCGAUUCCGCUGUUGAGAAUCUUCAGACUGUCCUCCAGGAAAUCUUCACCGCCGAGGAUCAAAUGGAACCUGAUACUUCAGGGAAUGUCUCAAAACAUGCCGCUAAGUUCUUCAAGACCAGUGACGCUGGCGACACCUUCAUUCCUGUUCUUCGAUUCAAUGUCCAAGCUGAGCUUGACGUCGCACUCAAGAAGGUCGUCUCCCCAGGUCGUCUUGGUGACGUCGAGGUCGAGAGCUUGGCCAGAUUGCAGAGACUCUGCGAAGCUUCCUACGCAGCUGCUCGAGUCGAUGGUCUGCAGAUCGGAGACGACUGGUCUGAAGGAGAUGUUGGCGAGUGGACAACACGUAUCAAAGACGCUCAAGCUGGCCUCAUUGGGGCGUGCAGCAUGAUACGCAUCUUGACGGGAGCUGCUCAUCACAAAGAACUACAGUCUGAGGACUACGUGACCGGAGUUAUUGAUGCCAUUCGAAAUGUUGUGGAGAGGGGCAUUAUCACUGUCGUGGAAGAGCGAUCGACCGUCGGCGAGAAGAUCAGAGGCGAGAAAUCUGUCCCGCGAAACCCAAAAUUUGACAUUGCGUCCGAGAACCAAGAGACUCUUCGGCCUCUUCUGAACACCUCUCGCAUGGCGCUGUCUCUGCUCGGUAAUCUCUUAUUGAACACAGACGUCGACGAGAGCGCCAUUUCGAGCAUUGAGUAUCUUUGCAAGUCUCUGAUCUUUGCCGAGAAUGGCUCGGUGGAGAGGGAUUCUGCUCUGGGCAUUCAGCCUUUUGAGAAGGUCCGUGUCACCGCCAUGGAUGUGCUUGCGAGAAUCUUCACCAAGCACACGAGUAUGAGAGAGGGCAUCGUCAACGGCAUCCUCUUCUCUCUAGAGAAGCUUCCUGCUAGCAAGCAGAGUGCACGGCAGUUCAGACCUACCGAUGGAAAGCCCAUACAGCUGGUCUCAGCGUUGCUCAUGCGACUGAUCCAAACAAGUGCAACUCUCAAUAGCAGCGAUCUUCGUGCGAAGAAUGACGAAAGCGACGAGUCAGACCAAGUCGGCGAUUCUGAGGACGAAGACUCCGAGGAAGAUGAAUCUGACGCGUCCGAUGAGAACAUCAAAGUUGGCCGUAGAAAGAAGAAGUCCCGAUCCUCGAAAUCCCAAAAGAUUGGAGGCACCGACUUGCGCUCAGUCUACACCCCGCUGAAAGACAGCGCUCACGGCCAUGCCAACUACAUCAUUCGUAUGCUUCUUAGUCGCGCUUUGACAAGUACUAAGUCUGGGGAUGAGCCAUUCCGGAAGCUGCUGGACAUCUUUGUCGAUGAUUUCCUCAGCGUUUUGGGAUCCAGCGACUGGCCCGCCUCGGAGAUCCUUCUUCGGAACUUGGUCGGCAAACUAAUGAAUCUCGCCAACAAUCCCAAGAGCCAUGCUCCUCAUCGAACUCUGUCGCUUGAGCUUCUCGGCACCAUCGGCUCCGGUAUACUUGAUUUGCAAUCCAUCAUUAUCAAUCCGACCAAAACCCUGGACGGCGACGACUCCAUUUCUAAUGACCUCGUUGAUCUCACGAAAGACUUCCAGAGCGACGGUCUCAGCAACCACUCAAUCACCGUUUUCAACGGACCUUACAGAGUAGUUCUGGAGUAUAUUCAUGCUCGUGGAGUCGAGCAUGACCCACAACUGCAAACUGCACGUGGCUAUCAUCUCAUGCAGUGGGCAGACUUAGUAUGCGAUACUCGCGAGGGCUCUGAGAGAGAUGACGUGAUCGUCACGCCGUCCUUCAAGAGAGAUUUGGAACCGAAGCUACGCCAUAUGAUCGAGGAUCCACAGUGGCUCGACGACAACUCGAACUUCCCUGCUCCUUCCACCUCGCAAGGAAAGCUCGCUGCAAAGAUUGUAGCUGCAGGCUCGAAGCUCUGCCGGGCAUUCAAUAAUAUAUUCAACACAGUCCUGCAAUCAAUGAGCAGUGAGCAGCCGACCGUCCGCAGUCGCAGCCUCAAGAGCGUGACUACACUGCUCGAAAAAGAUCCAUCCGUGCUGGAUCGCAACAGUCAGAUUCUGAGCCAGAUCAUGCGAUGCAUGGCGGACCCUUCGCCGCUUGUACGCGACUCUGCGCUUGGUUUGGUACAGAAAUGCGUCGCACUACGGCCGAACCUCGACCUCAAGGUGUAUGAACGUGUCAUAUCUCGCACUGGCGACCAGGCUGUCCCAGUGAGGAAGAGAUCGAUGGCAUUUCUCAAGCAGGUCUAUCUACGCCGAGAUGACAACAAAAUUCGUGCGAAGAUUUCAAACGCGCUCAUCGCGCGCAUCAAGGACAACGAUGAGAGUGUGGCCGAGACGGCGUUGUCAACCAUCGAGGAAGUCUGGUUCUCGGCCUUUGCCAAGCUCGUCAAGACAGAACAUGAUCGCUCUGUCGACGCUUCAAUGCAACUACGUGCGCACGCUGCCUUGAUCAUUCAGACUGUCGAUCUUGGGGAUAAUGUCGCCAACGUACUCGAGGAUUUGAUCAAGACAUUGCUGGUCAAGUCUAAGCAGGCAGCUGACAACGUUCGCGUGUGCAAAUCAUUCGUGGCUGUUCUCAAUGAGGGCAUCAUCAACACCGGCGAGAUUCUCGGCCAGCCAGACAAGAGCGAAGUUCUGCGUGCCCUGACCGUGUUUGCCAAGGCUGCACCAAAACUGUUUACCGUCGGCCAGAUUGAGCAUUUGGAGGUCUACACGCAGAAUCUAAUCAACAGCGAUGAUCUCGAGGUAUUCCGCUCCGUGAUCAACAUUCUCCGCUACACGAUGCCGGUCUUGACCGGGCUCGGAAAAGAGUUCCUUUUGAAUUUACAAAGCGCUCUUCUGAAAUCAGCGGGCAAAAUUUCAAAGACUGAGCUGGCCGUCGUCGCGCCUUGUCUCUGGACCAUCGAUACCGUGCUCGGAGGCACUGAGAGACCGCUGCGACUGAUUUUGUCGGCCUUGACCAACCUGAGCGGCUUCUCCAAGGCAGAUCUGACCAAGGACCCGGGGUCGGCGAAUAAGGUCAUCAAAUUGCUUCCUAUCGUCGGCCAACUGGGUAAAGCAUGCGACUUUACCGAGCACCUCAACGUGUUCAAGUCCAGUAAGAGUUUCGAUUGGUAUAAGGGCACAAGUGUACCAGGACUCUUGGUUGAAGUUAUCUGCAAGUUUACUAGCCCUUCACAACCACAGCCUGUGCGUGCUGCCGCCCUCGAGGCGGUCUGCGAGAUCUGCCAGAGCUAUCCCGAGCAUUUCCUGCGCGCAGACGUUUCGAACGCCAUAGAAAUGGUGUUCAAGGAACGCAAUCAGGAGCUUGAGGGCGUGCUGCUCACUAGCCUGGAGUCUUUCUUUGCCUCUGACGACACGCCUUCUGACGAGCAGGAGAUUCUGGGUGUCGGUGUCGAGAGUGGAACUCAGCGUCUUGGUGACACCUACAAAGCUACGGGACAGGACACCGCUAUGGCAUCACUUUCGCAGAGAUUUCUGGGCCAGUUCCUACGAAUUGCUCUAUCGUCGACUGAAGGUGUGGCGCUGGCAGCUGCCCGAAUCGUUGUUCACAUCAAUACACGCGGCAUGUCGCAUCCCGGCAACAGUGCACCUGGUCUGGUUGCUUUGGAAACGUGCCCGACGUCGGCGAUUGCCAAGCUGGCAUUCAUGGCACACCGCGAGCAGUUCGGCAAGUACGAGAAUGUGUUCGAGAAGACACUCCUGAAAGCAGUGCAGCAGGCUUUCGACUAUCAACACAGCAUUGUUCGCAGCGAUGUUGGAUGCACCGGUCAUCCUCCAGUCUCCAAACUGCAUUUUUUCUGGGAAGUUUUGAAAGGUGGCAAACCCAAGAUCCGCACCAAGCUAUUCACCAUGAUGUGUGCGAGCAUGGACUUUGACCUGGCCAAGCUCAACCUCAGCGGCAGCCCACCUCAACACUUGCUGUAUGUGCGGUUCUGUGUCGAGAACCUUGCGUUUUUUGAAUCUGACCGAGCGGACGAGCUCCUGCAUUUGGUCUCCUGUAUGGAGAAGACUUUCCACGGCACUGGAUCUUCGCUAGCACAGGCCAUCGAAAGCGAGCUGCUCAAGUUGGACGUUCCGGUACAUUUAGCAUCCGAGCCAGCUGCUAGCGAUCCAGAUGAAAUCGCCAUAGCAAAUGCAAGCGCGAUGAUGAUGGCCCACGUGAUGCCGGAGGUAAGAUCAAUUGAUUCGAAGCGGCUCCAACAGCUUUCCGUGGCUGCACAGAUUCUAUCACUCAUGUGGGAGACCCGCUCUUUCCUGCAUCGAUACUGGAAUUUGCAGAAGCACGCUGGAAAGCCUAAGAACACGGCAAAGGAGGCCAUAAAAGCUCCAACCAAGGCUACCAACGCGCCGACUUUGAUUGAGUCCUAUCAGAAGCGGAUUGGAAGUAUUAUGAAUGCAGAUACCACGGAGGAAGGACAGCGAAACACUUGUAUCUCCUUCGUCGACCUCUUCUCGGUCGACCAUGAGGUCAAGGUACCGGAUGGAGAGGAAGAAGACAUUGCUAUGGAGGAUGGCGAAGACAGCCGCAGCGAAGGCAGCUCUGCGAAGAGCCCAGGCCCUACACCGCGUGGCAAGAAGCGCAAGUCGCUCGAUGCAGGCUUCAGUGCUUCCAAGAAGCCAGCAAAGAAGCGCAAACCGAGCUCGGCGAAGGUCAUGGGCGACGAUGACGAGGAUGGGGAUUGGAACUAA
This is a messenger RNA of Lecanosticta acicola, 5671 nucleotides long. NCBI's taxonomy places the organism in Eukaryota, Fungi, Ascomycota, Dothideomycetes, Mycosphaerellales, Mycosphaerellaceae. The record is from the annotation of a GenBank genome assembly.